Molecule: messenger RNA, 3915 nt
Organism: Adineta steineri
Lineage: Eukaryota; Metazoa; Rotifera; Eurotatoria; Adinetida; Adinetidae
Source: the annotation of a GenBank genome assembly
AUGCAUUAUAUUCAACGCGUUGGUCAAUAUAUAACCAAUUUGAAUUUAUUUGAAGAUGGUACUAAUGAUGAACAUAUAAAACGAAAUCAAAUUCUUUCUACUCGUUUCUAUAUUAUUAUAUUCAUUAUAAUCUUAUUUAUAUUUACUUUAUUUACAACAUUAACAUCGGAAACGACUAUUGUAACAAUUUCAAAUCCAACUUAUGAUAAAUAUGAAGAUUUAUACAUAAAAUAUUCGAAUACAUUAAAAUGUUCAUGUCAAGAAAUUUCUAUUUCUUAUAAUAAAUUUAUUAAUAUUGAAUUAGAAUAUCAUGAAAUUUGUUCAUCCGAUUUUAUUAGUCAACGUUGGAUUGAUUUUUUAUUUUAUGAAAAUAUAAGUUAUUUUUAUGAACUUGAUUUUCGUCGUAGUGCUUUUAUACAAUUUCAAGCUUUAAGAACUUUAUGUCAACAAGCACAAUUAACAAUUAAUGAUAGUUUAAUACAAUUUUAUUUAUUAGAAUAUAUAACUCCUCAAUUAGUUUCAUUAAAUACAUUUACAGUUCAAAUUGAAUCUUUUAUUCAAAUAUUUCAAAGAACAGCACCAUCAUUCUUUCAAAAUUUUAUUCAAUUAUUCCGACAUAUGACAAAUAACAAUCAAUUAUUUUCUGCAAUUGAUAAUCUUUUUUUUCUUCAAAUUGCUGCAUCUGGUGAUAUAAUCGACUAUGUAACGAUGAAUAGUAUUUAUUAUCAAGAAACAAAAGCAAAAGGAUACCAUUUCGAUUGUAGCAAUAAUACUGGAGUAGUAAAUCAAAUCCAAGUAGGUAUUUUUGUUGAUAUUAUUCAAUAUGAAUAUCCAGGAUCAUGGUGGGUUGAUAGAAUACCAAUAAAUAGAAGUUCAACACCUAAUAUAACAGUUAGUUUACCUGGUAUAUAUAUGGGUUGUAAUCCAAUUGAAUCAUUACUUUUAACAACAACAGAAUGUUUUUUUCAAGAAAUUUGUUUAAAUACAAUUAUUUCUUAUGUUAAUUAUUCAACAACAACAACAAUAGAAAAUAAUCCUUUUAAAAUACUUAAUAAUACAUCAAAUUAUUCCCCACAAACAACUAUUGAAACAUUAGUUUAUGAAUUAUUUAUUGAAAAAUGGAUUAUUAAUAAAUCUUUUAUUCAAUAUUUUAAUCAAUGUCAACCAUCAUAUUGUGAAUAUAUAACUGAAGAGAAACAUAAUAUUCUUUAUAUUUUAACCAAUAUUAUUAGUUUAUAUGGUGGAUUAACAAUUGUUUUACGUAUACUUAUUCCAUCGAUUAUUAAAUUUUAUCGUAAGAAAAAACAACAACAACAAGAAAUUCAUAGUAUUGAUUCAUCAAUACCAAACGUAUCAAUAAAAACUCGUUUAUAUUAUUUAUAUCAACAUAUAAUAAAUUUUAUUCGAAAUUUUAAUAUAUUUACCAAAAAUAAUUUGACAGAUUCUCAUACACGAAAAAAUGAAUUAAUAUCAACUCGAAUAUUUAUUAUUGUAUUUAUUAUAUGUUUAUUAACAUUUACUCUUUAUACUUUUUUACAAAUACAAACAAAAACCAUAAUAAUUAAUAAUCCAACACAAGUUCAAUUUGAACAAUUAAAUAAUAUUUCAGCUAAUAAUUUACAAUGUCCAUGUCGUCAAUUAUCAAUUUCCUAUGAGAAAUUUAUUAUAAUUCAACCUACAUAUCAUCAAAUAUGUUCAAGUAGUUUUGUUUCAAAUUUAUGGUUUCUAAACGAUUUUUGGACACCAACUCAUGAUUAUGCUGCUCGUGAUUUUCGACAUAUGGCACCUUAUUAUUAUAUUAUUUUACUUAAACUCUGCCAAUAUGUGAAUACAACAAUUGAAAAUAGAUUAACACAAUUUUAUGUUAAUGAAUAUGUUACACCACAGGUAAUUGAUAUUAAUAUAUUUUAUAAUGAAAUAAAUGCAUUAAUUGAAUUAUUUCAAACAACAACACAACAAUCUCAUAAACAAUCAUUAGAUAUAAUUUAUGGUAUGACUUUUAGUAAUCAAUUCAUUUCUGCAAAGAUUACAAAUGUUGCUUAUACGAUUUAUAAUGAUGGAAUAAAAGAAGUAGCUCAUCCAUUUCUAUUAGAUUAUGAUAAUUGUACAUGUGUUACUGAUCGUAAUUGUAAUGGAAAACUUGGUUUCUUUAUAACAGAUGAUAUUCAAGAUCAAGAUGUUGUUUCAGGUAUGUAUAUAAGUUGUUAUUUUUUUGAUUCAUUAUUAUUAAGUACAAUCGAAUGUUUUUAUGAUGAUCAAUGUAUUAAACGUAUUAAAUCUUAUAUGUAUCCAUAUUCAAGUAUUUAUAAUAUAUUAAUACCAUUAAACACAUCCAUACCAAGUCGAUAUUCAAAUAAGACAUCAUUUAAAACAAUUGUAGACAAUUUAUUUAUUGAAGAUUGGAAUGUUUUAUAUUUUUAUGAAAAAUAUUAUAGUCAAUGUCAACCAUUAUAUUGUUCAUAUGUUGUUGAACAACAUCCUGAUAUUAUUUUUAUAUUAACAAGAGUAAUAGGUAUAUGUGGAGGUUUAAUUGUUAUCUUGAAAUUUCUAAUAAAAUUUCUUGUGAAUAUUUUUCGAAGAAAAACUAUUGAUCGAACAUCUUCAAGUAUGAAAAUAUAUUUUUCUUUAGUACUUAAUAUGUUUUUUGUUGUUUCAGCUGAAUCUGAUACAAUCUUUAAGAGAAUUAAAAAAAAACUUAUUAAUUUGAAUUUAUUUGAUAAUAAUUCUUCAAAUAUUCGAAUACAACAAAUAACAACAAGAAUUUACAUCACUUUUUUAUUAACAAUUCUUAUUAUUCUUAUUGCGUAUACAUCAUCAAAAAAUGUUCUUAUUAAUUCAACUGUUACAUUAACAUCUCAAAAUCAAUAUGAAAAUUUACAAAUAUUAUAUCCGAAUACUCUUAAUUGUCCAUGUAAUGAAAUAUCUAUUAAUUAUCAAGAAUUUGUUUAUAUGAAACCAACAUAUAAUCAAAUUUGUUCAUCAGAUUUUGUUAAUGAACAAUGGAUUAAUUAUUUAUAUAAUUUAUCUGCAAUAAAUGAAAAUACCUAUCGUUCAACAGCAGCAGCUCAAUUUUUAACUUUAUCGUCAUUAUGUCAAUUAACUCAACAAGCUGUUAAUAGUAGUUUAACACAAUUUUAUGCAACAAAAUUUACUAAUAUUCAAUUGAUUUCUUCUGAAUUAUUUGAAACUCAAGUUGAUUCAUUUAUUAAAUCAUUUCAAACAUCAACACCACAUAUAUUUAAAAGAACAUUAGAUAUUGUUCGUGGAUUAAUUCAAGGUAAUGCAUUAAUGACAGCUUAUGAAUCGAAUUGGAAAUUUACUGUAUUAGCUACAAGUGAUGCUUCACCUGUAUAUACAAAUCCACAAACAUACGGUAAUUUUUGUAGUUGUGCAACAUCAUCUGAAUGUACACAACCAGCAAUAGUUACCGAUAAUUAUCCUUUCGGGUUACCUGGAUUGUUAAUUGGUUGUUAUCCACUUGAAACUAUUUUACAAUCUACAUUAGAAUGUUUAUAUAAUGAAACAUGUUUAAAUUCUAUUCGAUAUUUUAUUGAUGAAAAUAUAUCAGAUAUUAAUUUUACAAUACUUAAUCCAUUUUUAUCAUCAACUAAUUUCUAUGGAAUUAAUGAUACUAUACAAGAAAUGGUUGAUAGAUUAUUUAUUGACAAUUGGUAUAUUAAUAAAUCAUAUAAAAAUUAUUUUCAAAAAUGUCAUUCUUUACAAUGUAAAUAUUCUUAUAUUCAAACAUUUAAUAUUAUUUAUAUUUUAUUAACUAUAAUAUCUUUAUAUGAAGGUUUAUCACGUUCAUUAAAAAUUAUUUUACCACCUUCUAUUUAUAUUAUUCUUUGGGCUUUUUAUCGAAGAAAAACACGUAUAACACCAUUUAUAGAAUCUAAUAAUGCAACUCUCGAAUAA